Molecule: messenger RNA, 1923 nt
Organism: Myotis lucifugus (little brown bat)
Lineage: Eukaryota; Metazoa; Chordata; Mammalia; Chiroptera; Vespertilionidae
Gene: DDX53
Product: DEAD-box helicase 53
Exons: 1
Coding region: 1-1923 (640 amino acids)
Molecular function (GO): RNA helicase activity; ATP binding; RNA binding
Source: RefSeq, a predicted model, not a curated record
AUGGCCUGGUCCCCAAAGCAGAAGUGGGCAGAGCCAAGCCUAAGGGAUCCCAGGGCUGGCAGGGCCUACAGAGAUGGCAGGGGAGGCAGAGGUGGCAGAGGUGGCAGAGGCCAGGGCUUGGGCAGCUCCUCCAGCUACCUGGAGCCUAGGGCUCCUGGCCCCCAAGGCCCUCCUCUUGUUUUUAAGAUAAAAAACAGUCUGAUUGGUGCAGUGAUUGGUCAUGGCGGAUCAAAAAUAAGAGACAUUCAGAGUACGACAAAGACGAAAAUACAGAUCAUACCGGUACAGGGUGAUUCCGAAGCAGACGUAAACAUUUUUGGCAGCAAGGAUAUGCAAGCAAAGGCCAAAGCAAUUAUAGAGACUAUUGUUGAAAGACAAGGAAGCAACUACCAAUAUUCAGAAUGCACUGUUAAUAAUGCUGCAACCCAACCAGCUGUUGCAAGAGACUUAACCACAGAUAACACUGUUAGAGAAGUUCGACCAUUGAUAGACUGGGAUCGAAUUAGGGCAAGAGUGACAGAGUGGGAAACAAGAAGAUGGGAAGACUUAGCACCAAUUAAAAAAGACUUUUACAUAGAAUCCAGAGCAACAAGUUCUCUGUCUCAAAUGCAGGCAGACCUUUGGAGGAAGGAACAUUUCAAUAUAGUUUGUGAUGAUUUGAAAGAUGGUGAAAAACGGUCUAUCCCCAACCCAACUAUUAAAUUUGAGGACGCUUUCCAGAAUUAUCCUGAAUUAAUGAAAAACAUUCAAAAAGCAGGGUUUCAAAAGCCAAUGCCAAUUCAAUCACAGGUGUGGCCAAUUGUUCUACAAGGGAUAGAUCUUGUAGGAGUCUCCCAAACUGGAACAGGCAAAACUUUGUCUUAUUUAUUGCCUGGGCUUAUUCACAUCAAUUCUCAACCAACACCCAGAGAACAGAGGAAUGGUCCCGGCAUGCUAGUCCUUACACCGACUAGAGAAUUAGCUCUCCAGGUAGGAAAUGAAUGUUCUAAGUAUGCAUAUAAAAAUCUUAAAAGUAUUUGUAUAUACGGUGGCGGAAAUAGACAACAACAAAUAAAAGACGUUGCCAAAGACAUAGACAUCAUUAUUGCAACUCCUGGGCGACUGCAUGACCUGCAAAUGAAUAAUUUUGUCAACCUUAGAAACAUAACCUACCUAGUCUUAGAUGAAGCUGAUAAGAUGCUAGAUAUGGGAUUUCAACCUCAGAUAAUGAAGAUUUUAUUAGAUGUGCGCCCAGAUCGGCAAAUGAUUAUGACAAGUGCAACUUGGCCAGAUACCAUUCGUCGACUUUCACAAACUUAUUUGAAAGAGCCUAUGAUCGUUUAUGUUGGUACCCUGGAUCUAGUUGCUGUAAAUACAGUGAAGCAAAAUAUAAUUGUUACCACAGAAGAAGAAAAACGAUCUCUUAUAAAAGAAUUCCUACACAGCCUGUCACCCAAAGACAAAGUCAUUGUGUUUGUCAGUAGAAAAAUUGUUGCUGAUGACUUAUCCAGCAAUUUAAGCGUCCAAGGCCUAUCUGUACAAUCCUUGCAUGGAAACAGAGAACAGAGUGAACGUGAGCAGGCAUUAGAUGACUUUAAAAGUGGAAAUGUGAAAAUACUGAUUUCUACUGACUUAGCAUCCCGAGGUCUUGAUGUUGAUGAUAUCACACAUGUGUAUAAUUACGAUUUCCCAAGAAACAUUGAAGAAUAUGUACACAGAGUAGGGCGUACUGGAAGAGCAGGGAAGACUGGCACGUCCAUUACCCUUAUGACUAAAAAUGAUUGGAAGACUGCCCCUGAAUUGAUUAAAAUUCUGGAAAGAUCAAAUCAAAGUAUCCCAGAAGCUCUUGUAACAAUGGCCAAAAAAUACAAGUUAGGUGAACAAAAUAGAGACACAGGAAACAAAUCAAAACUAUUUCAACAAAAACCCAAGGACUUUCAUUAA